Carassius gibelio (silver crucian carp) is the source of this 4513-nucleotide messenger RNA. RefSeq names its product kelch-like protein 17. The transcript is spliced from 12 exons. Lineage: Eukaryota; Metazoa; Chordata; Actinopteri; Cypriniformes; Cyprinidae. The record is from RefSeq and is a predicted model, not a curated record. Bases 629 to 2404 code for a protein of 591 amino acids. Gene Ontology annotation, molecular function: protein binding.
AAGUUACUUGGAAUAUUCAAAGCAUGUAAUAUGCACCGCGGUGAGGACCUUGCGUAAACCUAAUUACGUCGUGAUCAUAGACUGUAUAAAAACGGUCGUUUAAAUAAUUGCUCAAUUGUUUUAGAACCGGUUCUUUGAAACGAAGUCGAUUCGAUUCGCAGAAAUGAUUCGGACUUUCCAUCACUAGCUAACUGUAGUUAAGGAGGUGUGAUUUGAGAAUUGUUAUAGCUUUUUAAUUUUAUAGAUGGUGCGUUAUCAGAUUGCUAGAUGACAUCUUGUUCAGUUCUGUUUGGAUGUGAGCAGUUUCACCAGAGCCACGUUUAAGAGCCAAAUCGUUAGAAAAACAAACAUCCGGCGCGACCUUAACAUGUGACGUCAGUCUCCAGCACUCAUGCGGCUUUCAUUUACGUCAACACCACACAAGCUCAAUGCAUUUUUCAUAUGGACCCUGAUGCUCAACUGCUGCACUCUAGGAUUCAAUCAAAAAAAUAAAUAAAUAAAUAAAUAUAUACAUAUAUAUAAUAUAUAUUCUUCAUGAAGCAAGUAAAGAAAUUAAAGGAAAAGGCGUCCAUCAGUUCAGUGUCUUAGAGUGAGGCCUAGACUCCAGCAGGCCUCGGUGAGCACCGGCAUGAUGGAGGGGGGUAUGCAGCUGCUGAACCGGGAUGGCCACAGCAUCUCGCACAACUCCAAGCGCCACUACCAUGACUCCUUCAUAUCCAUGAACCGCAUGCGGCAGCGUGGCCUGCUCUGCGACAUUGUGCUCCAUGUGGCCAACAAGGAGAUCAAGGGACACAAGGUGGUGCUGGCCUCCUGCAGUCCAUACUUCCAUGCCAUGUUUACAAAUGAGAUGUCAGAGAGCCGUCAGACCCAUGUGACCCUGCAUGACAUUGACCCUCAGGCUCUGGAGCAGCUGGUCCAGUACGCCUACACUGCCGAAAUUGUAGUAGGAGAGGGAAAUGUGCAGACCCUGUUACCAGCAGCUAGUCUCCUGCAGCUCAACGGAGUGAGAGAUGCCUGCUGCAAAUUCCUUCUCAGCCAGCUGGACCCCUCAAACUGCCUGGGCAUCCGUGGCUUUGCAGACACUCACUCCUGCAGCGACCUUCUCAAGUCAGCCCAUAAGUAUGUCCUGCAACACUUUGUAGAGGUAUCGAAGACUGAGGAGUUCAUGCUACUACCACUCAAACAGGUGCUGGAUCUGAUCUCUAGUGAUAACUUGAAUGUCCCAUCAGAGGAGGAGGUGUACAGGGCUGUGCUGAGCUGGGUUAAGCAUGACAUUGAUGGACGGAGACAGCACGUGCCCCGGCUGAUGAAGUGUGUGCGUCUGCCCCUGCUGACACGAGACUUCCUGAUGAGUAAUGUGGACACGGAGCUGCUGGUGCGUCACCACUCCGAGUGCAAAGACCUGCUGAUCGAGGCACUGAAGUAUCACUUGAUGCCCGAGCAGAGGGGUGUUCUCAGUAACAGUCGCACCCGACCGCGCCGCUGCGAGGGAGCCAGUCCGGUGCUCUUUGCUGUCGGUGGGGGCAGUCUUUUUGCCAUUCAUGGAGACUGUGAGGCCUAUGACACAAGGACAGACCGCUGGCACAUGGUUGCAUCCAUGUCAACACGGCGGGCACGAGUCGGAGUGGCUGCUAUUGGAAAUAAGCUCUAUGCCGUGGGAGGGUAUGACGGCACCUCUGAUUUGUCUACUGUAGAGUCGUAUGACCCAGUAACUAAUGCGUGGCAACCUGAGGUGUCUAUGGGAACGAGGAGGAGCUGUUUAGGUGUGGCGGUCCUGCAUGGGCUGCUGUAUGCAGCAGGAGGAUACGAUGGUGCUUCUUGUCUCAACAGUGCGGAGAGGUAUGACCCUCUGACCAGUACCUGGACCUCCAUCGCUGCCAUGAGCACCAGAAGGAGAUACGUCAGAGUGGCCACAUUAGACGGCAGUUUGUACGCAGUCGGCGGGUAUGACAGCUCCUCACACUUAGCCACAGUAGAGAAGUACGACCCUCAGAGUAAUGCCUGGACUGCCAUCGCCAACAUGUUGAGCAGGAGGAGCAGCGCAGGAGUGGCUGUAUUGGAGGGCAUGCUUUAUGUCGCGGGGGGCAAUGAUGGUACCAGCUGCCUAAAUUCAGUGGAACGAUAUAAUCCGAAAACCAACACCUGGGAGGGAGUGGCCCCCAUGAACGUCCGCAGGAGCACCCAUGACCUGGUCGCCAUGGAUGGCUGGCUAUAUGCGGUUGGAGGCAAUGAUGGCAGCUCUAGUCUCAACUCCAUAGAAAAGUACAACCCACGUAGCAAUAAAUGGGUGGCAGCGUCGUGCAUGUUCACGCGUCGUAGCAGCGUGGGAGUCGCUGUUCUAGAGCUCCUCAACUUUCCUCCUCCAUCCUCUCCUACUCUUUCCGUCUCCUCCACCAGUCUUUGACAAAGGGUAAAGACCCAGCUUAGCUCCAGCAGCCCGCCCUGUGUAGCCAAGAGGCGCAACUGCUCAGUUUGAGCAUCAGACGAGAAGUGUUUCGUGGGCCACAGUGCCCUCCCUCUGCCUGGAGGAACACUGCAGCAUUUUGCAAAUAAUAUGGGUAAAAAGGACGAAAAGAAAAAACACACAUUCACACUCACACUCCAGGCCUUCAAAACUCUCAUCCUAUAAACCCCAGUGCUUGAAAUGCUAAAUAAUGUUGCUCUGCCAUUUUGCAGUCACUUUGUGUAUGAUGUAUAUCUAAAUGUAUAUUUAAUUUAUGUUUACGAUUCUUUUUUUAAAAUAUUAAAGUAUAAUAUAUUAAACUGAAAAAAUAUUAAUAAUAAUAAUGAACAACUUUAGGAAUGUAGCUCAUGACAUGUUCUGCCACGCAUGUUUACAGAAAUUUCGUCCUGGCAGAAAAAAAUAUUGUAGUGCUGCUGUGCCACACUAGGUGGUAGUAAUGUGCAAGGUUGCCCUGUCUCACCACAGAUGAGCAUGGACAUUCAGAAGCAGAAAAUUCACACAAACCAGUGGCUGGAUUCAUCACUAUGAGUGUGUCAGAUCAUGUUGACAACAUAAUAAAUGUUUUACUUAUUUUCCUAUUUAUCAAAUGUAAUUUAAAUAUAUGGCACUAUUUCAGAGAUUUUUGAAGGACCACCUCUGACUUAAGAGGGGAAAUAUAGUUUUAAUGUACAAAUGGACAUACUUAUUACAUAUCAUAGAAGCACUGGUGUUUGGUAUGAAAUGCAAGAUUUAGGAAGAACAGGUAUUACAAGCUUUCGAGAGUUUUAGCUCUACAUGAGUACAAACUUACUAAUAUGACACGUCUGUAUCACUAACCAGGUGAUAUCACUGUCUUUCUAAUAAAGACUAUAGCCAUACCUAAAACUAGCUGUGAGAUUAAAGCUGCACUUUCUCAUUUCUCUUGUUUUCGAAAGGGUGAACAGUGCUCAGAACCAAUCCUGAUUAACAGGUAAUGAGUAACACUGACACUUCAAUAUCAAGCCCUUCAAUCUAACUCUGCUUUUAUGAGCUCUUAUAUGUUGUAAGUCAGAUUUAUUAGUAUUUAGUCGUAAGUCUUUAGUUAGUGAACCAUGUCACUGUAUAUUGAAUUUUCAAAAUUUUGCUUAUUUUCCAGGACUGUCAGAUUUGACAGCUUGAUUAGAUAUAGAUAGUGUGUGUUGUGCUGUGAUGUCUUUGGUAACGGCCACUACCAAUGCAUCUUAACAGAUCAGAUGAGCAGAUGAGGGAACGCUGGGUUUUGUAAUUCGUUUAUCUGAAUAGAGCACAGAUCAUCCCAAAACAAGGUAUAAUUCCUCCAAAAUAAAAAAAAUUGUUUAGUUACCACGGUGUUGUUUCAAACCUGCAUGACAUUUUUUUAUUAUGUAUAACACAGAGGAAUAGAUUUAGAAGAAUGUCCGAGAUUGUAUGUACAAUUUGAAAUAAGUGGAAAUAAGGAUCGCUGAAUGGGAAAAGAGCAGGACAUUCUGCUAAAUAUCUUCUUUUAGAUGAAAUUAAGCAAUAUAGUUUGAAAUGACAUAAGGGUGAGUAAAUGAUUUUCAAUGAUGGGUCAUUCCUUCUCUCUGCUAUUUUACGUAGGUUUUAAAAUGUAGCAUUGUAUUAUAUGAUUUCAAAACUUCUGAGAAGUUAGGAUUUUGUUUCCUUUUUUUAAGGGCUUUUUUUAGUUCAGAGAAACUUGUUUAAGGUCAUUAUAACUUUGUGUCAAGGGAGAUCAGAGUGCUGUGUAUGUGUGUUUCUGUAAAAUUAAAUCAUCCUGAAUUUUGACAAUACAUACAAAGCACCACAGGACCCCACAGAAAAAAAUUACAGAAUAUGUAUAUUACAGAAUAUCCAGAGAUUUUGUGCAAUGUCAAUGUAACUGUUGCUUUCUUUUUCUUGAAUCUCAUUUAUUUUUGAAUUGUAAUGUUGUUGAAUGUGUUAUUUAUAUUGUUUAUGUUUUGCUAUAUUUAAGAACACACAUACAUUUUUUGCACUAAUGUCAAAUGGAGCAAUAUACUGCUGUUUAAAAUCAAAAGACUACUGUAAAUGAAAUAAAGCUGUUUUCAGGUGGAA